GUAUGUCGCCUCGACCUCAUCCACACGUUGCGAUCCCGCCAGGUGCUGCACCCCCCUCACGGUCAUCAUCCAGACAUGUAGAAGACAUCAACUUCAUAGUCACUCCCGCGGACGAUUCCCUCUGGAGCGAGGAGUACCGGCACUCGACUUAUAUUCCAAGCUUUCCUGAGCCUGAGAUCCCUCGCUCACCAGGCAGGCCUGCGAGUAUCCAUGAAGCGGGGGGCCUUGGCAGUUAUGGAUACACGGACUCACCAGUGUAUAUGUCGCCCACAGCGAAGACAGCAUCUCUACGACACUCAGCAAGCUACCAAACUCUGGGUCAUCGAAUCUCGAUGAGCGAAUCCACACUAUCCGCAAGACCACCCCUGCACCGGGGAGAAUCGAGACCGCCGUCUUACAUAGAGAGUAGUCCGGAGCUACCUUCAAACGAUUUAUCGGAUGAGCUGUCCUCUUUGACUCUUGACUCGAACGAAGGCCUCCGACGCUUCCAGGCUGGUGAGCUUGGAGAGAACGACGAAGAGUGGCAUCGGCUCGUUCCCAAAUCUGCAUUGGACACCCUUGACAAGCACGAAGUGCAAAGGCAGUCCGUUAUCUUCGAGAUUAUCAGGUCAGAGAGGGACUAUGUCAGGGAUUUGGAGCUUGUUCGCGAUGUCUUCGUCGACCCUUUGGUGAACACACGCCCUAUUCCUCAGCAGAGACUGAAGGGCUACGUUACGGAAGUCUUUUACAACUUGGAUGAUAUCUUAGGCUAUCACAAGAGUAUGCUGGAGAAGCUUUUCGAGCUCCAACGCGACCAGCAUCCCUUCAUCACGAAUUUCGCGUCGAUAAUCCUAGACAUACUCAUAUAUUCCUGUACUACAGCCAGUUUCGCCUUUCGUACAGCAUAUGAACAAUAUAUCAAACACUAUCCUCUGUCCGAAGCGUAUCAUAGGAAGGAGCUCAAGCGCAACUCCAAAUACCAGUACUUCCUCUCGCAAUGUGGCCAGGAUCCACGAAUACGCAAACGUGACCUCAUCACAUUCCUCUCGAGACCCGUCACUCGUCUUCCGCGAUUGCUGUUACUCGUGAACACGACUCAGAAGCACACGCCAGCAGACCACACGGAUCAAGAGACCCUGACUCUGCUCGUAAGCCUGCUUAGCGAUUUCAUCAAGAGCACACAGCCUGGGAUCGAAGCGGCGGAAAGUAAAGUCAAGUUCUGGGAGUUAUGUGAAAGUAUGUCGUUCCAAAAAGGCGAAGUUGUUGAUCUCGAUCUGUACGAUGAGAGUCGCACUCUCCAGUAUUCAGGACCGCUCGCUCGACGGUACACAAGCCGUACUGAAGUCACUUAUACCUGGGUAGACCUACAUGUCGCCUUGUUGGAUAACUAUCUAUUGCUUCUUAAACCGGAGAUCCGCUCUAACGGUAGCACUCGUCACAACGUAAUCUCACGACCUAUACCUCUAGAAUACCUUCGUCUAGCGACCUUCGACACCCUGCCAGAAAACCGUCGAGAGAAAGCCACCUCCACGAUCGAGCAAGCGCGACUUUUCGACAGCUUCCGUUCUCGGCAUCGGCCGAUGUACCCUUUCACGAUAUACCAUGCCUCCGCUACUUUAACACGGCGGUACACGCUGUAUGCUACGAGUGAAUCGGAGAGGGAGCUGUGGCGGAGAGCAAUGGUAGAUGCAAUCGGAAUUCGGAAGGCGAGGCAGGAUGCUAAUAUGUGGUACGCCCCGGAUACUGUUGACGAUAGCUUCUUCCGCCUGUCCAACGGGUUGGCAUCACAUAUUUCCAGCAGUCGCAUCACUGGCAAAAUACGCUCUGCAACCUCAUUCAUGAUCGAAGGCAGGACGGUGAUAGCUGCUGGCUGCUCGUCUGGUAUUUAUAUUGCUGCGCGAGGCAAGCCAGAUUUCAAGCGUGUGCUGAAGAAGGCAAAUGUAGCCUACCUCGAGGCUUUAUCUAGUCUCAAUAAGAUAAUAGUCCAUUCCGAUGAUGGUCUUGAGGCUUAUUCCUUGGACGCUAUGGCUCUUGUAGGGCUUGGUACGGCGAGACCACAGGACCUCGAUGCAUCGCGAGAACGAGUCAGCGAACAGCAUGCUGCUAUAAUACUAGCGAGGGUAGUGAAGAUUAGCGGGAGAAUAAUUGUCUUGUAUGCAACCAAGAGCUUCAUGCAAGUGACGCUUAACGCUCUGGAAGCCGUGGCUACGACGGACCUAACCGCCAACUUACGACGAAGCAUUUCCUCCGGUUCUGCCUCUUUCCGGUCCUUCGGUGAGCCGACGUGGAUACCGAAGGACUCACACGAUAUCGUCGCACUGCACAAGACCAUCGGGGUCUGUGCUGAACGUGGAAUACACGUAUUCGAUCCUACGAACGCAUCCGGUGCAAAUGCCACAGUGAUUCCGAACUUUAGCGAUGCGAACGAGCCCAUGCAGUUACUCAAGCAACGUUCAUCGAGUGCUAAGCCUCUAGGCCUGGUCAAAGUUGCCAGUAACGAGCUUCUGAUCGUGUUUGACGAACUUGGUUGUUAUAUCGACAGGCACGGUGUACCUUGUCGCUCGUCGGGGUACCUCAGGUGGGAAACGAAGGCAACCUCUUGCGCUCAUCGAGGCGAACAUGUUCUCCUGUUCUCUCCCGAGUUCAUCGAGAUCCGAUCCCUUGCAACAGGGAAGUUGGUGCAGGUGAUUGAGGGAUCGGACAUCCGGCUCGUUCACGCCAGUGAGCGGGGGAUAUUCGUCGCGAUGCAUGGGGAUGACAAGGGUGGGGGCGGACCUAAUGACAGGCUGGUUGAAUUGAUAGAGACGGCAGACCUAACCGCGCAGCAACAGACAAGUAAUGUGCCGGGCGUGUGGGACGAGUGGGACAUGUAAAUUCUGUCGGACGGGUAGUCUGGAUGAGGCAGACAAGAGCGAUGUAUCGUUAUUAUCUCCCUGGCUUAGCGGUAACUCUGUAGCGAUGACAAAUCAUGUAGCUAUGUUUUCGGGAUUUCGGGAGUCAUGGACGGCUGUAAACUUGGGCCGGAGGGUGUUUUUGGUUGGGAGGAAAGUACGAACAACAUGCGAUGCACCAGAAAUCUUCGUGGACGUAAGAUCGGAGCUGCCGGGGACAGAGCAUAGCAGAGCAUCUCGGUUUCAGCACCAGAAGCGGUGAAGCGAGAUCCGCGGGAAAGUGGUAGCCUUCUCGUCCAUUGGCAACAGGCUCUCGAGUCUCGUUGGAGGCCAAUUCAGGGAAUACAAGGUUGACCCUGCAUGAAACUACAAACUUAGAGUUUGUAACGUGUGGCUGAUAUCUAUGUAGACAAUCAACCAUCUACACAGCACGUAGAUGCGCUGCGAAGACGAUGGGAUAUGUAUUGAUAGACGUAAUCAGCGCAAUCAGCGGCAACAUUGUAGCACUGACCUCGCUGGAUGUUGUACGGGGGCCACUCGAGUGGGAAAGGGAGUUCUGGCAGGGCUUUCGACGAGCCGGAAAGUGCUUCUCGGUAGGACACGAUCGCGAGCGGCAAGUGAGCGUGAGGUGUUCCGUGGCAGCUUUCCAUGCGCUUUUCAUGAUUUCGACCUGCUUUGCAAGCGCAUUGCAUAGCUUGUGAGCCUUGCGCGCGUCCUGCUCUCGGAGAUGUCUCCGGACUGUUUUCAACAGACACGGUCCCGCGCGACUCGUUGCUUCUCGUAAUGCUAAGCUUGGGUUUCGAAUUUGUGCGAUUUUGGACCUCAGAUAUCGGCCUGCUUUCGCCAUGGCCCUCGUUGGUGCCC
This is a messenger RNA of Phanerochaete carnosa HHB-10118-sp, 3734 nucleotides long. RefSeq lists its product as uncharacterized. The annotation marks the transcript as partial. The transcript is spliced from 14 exons. The record is from RefSeq and is a predicted model, not a curated record. Lineage: Eukaryota; Fungi; Basidiomycota; Agaricomycetes; Polyporales; Phanerochaetaceae. Gene Ontology annotation, molecular function: guanyl-nucleotide exchange factor activity.